Symsagittifera roscoffensis is the source of this 2445-nucleotide messenger RNA. Its product is annotated as E3 UFM1-protein ligase 1-like. NCBI's taxonomy places the organism in Eukaryota, Metazoa, Xenacoelomorpha, Acoela, Convolutidae. Gene Ontology annotation, cellular component: endoplasmic reticulum membrane. The transcript has a single exon. Gene Ontology annotation, biological process: protein K69-linked ufmylation; response to endoplasmic reticulum stress; regulation of proteasomal ubiquitin-dependent protein catabolic process. Gene Ontology annotation, molecular function: UFM1 ligase activity. Bases 17 to 2347 code for a protein of 776 amino acids. The record is from RefSeq and is a predicted model, not a curated record.
UGGUUUCAGAAGCGAGAUGUCAUGGGCAGAAGCAUAUGAUCUUGCGCUCCAAUUACAGGAAGUGCAAUCAUCAUCAGGAGAUGUUCGAUUGUCCGAUCGUAACUGCGUUGAGUUGGUGUCCUAUCUGAUUAAAAAAGAAAUGGUUCACCUAAUCUUUACUCAUGAUGGGCGCGAAUAUCUGACUCACAAGCAGCUUUAUAUUGAAGUGGAACAAGAGCUUGAGUUCGCGAAGGGCAGGAUUGGGUUAAUUGACCUUUGCGAUACUUUAAACGUCUCUGUGGAGCACGUGGAACCUGUCGUGAAGGAGUUAAUCAGAGAUAGUAGCACCGUAUACAUGGUCAAUAGUGAAAUCAUUCAAUUGUCGUAUAUUGAAUCUAUGGCGAUUGAAGUUAAUUUGAAAUUACAGGAAAGUGGGGUUUUAGCAUUCGGUGAAAUAUGUUCAAAAUAUGACCUUCCUGUAGCAUUUGUACAUGAGCAUCUUUCGAAGUACUUGGGAUCUCUUAUCCAUGGCUUUUAUACUCAAGACAAGUUAAGCCUGAUGACAGAAACGCAUAAGGCUUCACAAGUGGGAAAAGUAAGAGGGGCAUUGGUUGCCACUACCAAGCCUAUAUCCCUUAAAACGCUAUCAAGCAUCAUUAAAAUACCAGAUCCGAUGAUGGUAACAAUUGUUUGCGAUCUAAUCAAAGACGGAAUCGUCGAUGGAUGUCUUGAUCGUGGAUCAGAUAUCAACAGCGUUUUCAUUCCUAAAAUUUUUCAGCAACAUCAAAUCGAUUCGGUGACUAAAAAUUUGGAAACAACGGGAAUUUUGACCUUUAACCAACUGGCUAAACUAGCUAUUGCUGAUCCCAAAGGAUUUAUUGAAAAGAGUUACCAAAGGAAAUUAAUUUUCCUGCCCGAUUGCUGUGUAACGGAGCAGAUGAUAUCAGAACCCAUCGCAGCUCUUGAGCAAUGUAUUUGCGAUAGUUCUUGGCUGGACUUGGGGUCUGUAAUGCCAUCUUUGCUUACAAACGAAAACAUAAUGAAGAUAUAUGACAAAUGUGUCGAACGAAACUCAGAUAUCAGCAAAGAGCUCUUCGUUCUCUGUGACACUGUGGUUGUUUCUAAGAAGUUCGUAUUGGGAUUGGAAAAAUUGUUUCACGGCAAAGUUAAAGAAAAAGCUGUAAAAGAUGUACGGGAGAACUUUUUGAUGGUCGAAAAAAUUCUAAGCUCAGCGGCCGAAACAGCAAAUACUGCUGCUAAUUCUAAGAAAGAAGAACGAAAACAAAAGGCAAUGGGGAAGAAAGGUCCAACAGGAAAAGCAAUGAGCGUUGGUGGGAGGGGAGGUCGAGAGGCCAAAACUAAAAAGGCAGUCAAAAACAAAUUCAGAGAUAGACAUGAUGAUAAUGAUCAAAGCGACAGUGAUCAGGAAGUUCAUGAAAGCAAAUCAUUGUCAGAUAAGUUUUUAGGAGAGGUUCUGAAGUUGGCAGAUAUCGAAAAUCUUCUCGGAGAUAAAUUUGCUGACGAAAUUCCAUGUGAUUCUUUUUGCCCAAGUCUGGCUGAAAUGAUUUUUGUUCCGCUCCGAAAGCUUUACGAAGAGAAACUGAAAGUUGAAUUUGAGAGAAACCAAGUCAAAACUGUUUCGGUGACAGAUAUGCAAAAUUCUUUGAAAGAGUUUGCUCUAGGGCUACCAAUAUUAGAAAAAGCUCUCAAUGAGUUUAAAGAAACAGCUAAUUAUUCUCAAAUUGAGCAGCACGUUCUCAAAAACGAAUGUAGUGCGGCAAUAAGUACCCUAAUUAAUAUAAUUUUGGAUGAAUACAAUUGUUCGUUGAGCAAUCCAACUGAUCUUACUCCAGAGAAGAGGCUGAAACUGAUAAGCAACAUCAGAAAUGAGGCUCACAAAAACAGUUUGACAGGCUUGUGCAGAAAGUUCGAAAGUUUCGAGUCGUUUUCGGAGAGUUUUCUGAAGAGCUGCGAAGACUGUGAUGUCUACAUUGGUAAAGCAGAUAAGAAAAAAGAGAAAGCUAAUCUUUCAGAAUGCCUGAAAAAGUUCGAGAAUGACAUUGCUAAUGCUACAACACUUAGCGAUCUGCUGCUUAGUUGUUGCUUGUACCUUUUCUUGAAAACUUUCAAAGCACCCAUUACAUUGCCCGGGAAAUUUGUAGCAAAUUGUUUAGAAGUCCUCAAACCAAAAGUUGACGAGAAACUGUUUGAACUGUUAUCAGACGCUCAAAAGUAUGUGCAAGCAGACCUUAAAAGUAAAGACGAUGAUACCAAUGAAAAAGACUCUGCAGAAUGGAAGAAUGAGUUAUUUGAUAAAUUGAAAACCCAAGUUUUUGCAACACCAACAGCUCCGCAAACCAAUAAUUAAAAAUAACCUAGCAGCUUCUAAAUUUUAUGGGAAAUUAGUUACAUGUGUAAUAUUAGGUAUAUACAUUUAGAAUGCAAGUAAAUUUUAUGUCACAUCGA